Molecule: messenger RNA, 3681 nt
Organism: Gigantopelta aegis
Lineage: Eukaryota; Metazoa; Mollusca; Gastropoda; Neomphalida; Peltospiridae
Exons: 6
Coding region: 137-1321 (394 amino acids)
Source: RefSeq, a predicted model, not a curated record
CCUUGCCAGUCUAUUGACGUCAUGGCGCCAAAGAUGGCGCUCUUGAUUACGUCAUUGUAGUUUAAAAUAAAUAUGUCGCUGAAUCUGUGCAUAUGCAACAGGGUUUGGUAAUUGAAGAUUUCACAGCCAGUUCACGAUGGACUACGGUAGUGGAUUCUGUGUAGUGUUCCUUUGGCUUAUGGAGGUGGUUUUACCGAUUUCUUGUGAAGCGAAAUUUUCGUCGACAGUAUGUUUCGGCAAUACUUAUGACGUACAUGUCAACGUAAAACUCCAGUGUAAACUUGCAAGAGUGAUACACUUCGUAGAAAUUGUUGGCUCCCAGUCCGGGCAUGACAACUGUACGAAGACGACGUCAGUGCCGCUGUGUCGAGAGGUGAUAGGUCCAGUCCGGAUGGACACCGUCGUGCUGUCGCCGUGUAACGGACGGACGCACUGUCGACAGACAGUGGCUAGAAAGUCGUUCACGAAAUGUAACGUUGCAUCAGUUCAAGUCAUGUACGACUGUGUCUCUAAAUCUGCCAUCUACGACAUGUGUACGGACAUCAGUGUAAGACAAAACUCGUCGACUCCGGUCAUAUAUCUGAAGAGUCCCGGCUACCCAUACUCGUACGGCCAUAGCCAUGGGUGUAAAUGUGUUGCGAAAACGCGGCGACGCUCCAUGAAGUCCAACAUUCUGCACUUAAGCUUUGACUUUUUAAGAGGUGAAAGCAGCCUGGUUGUGAAAAAUACUACAGCAACGUUGUGGGAUACAGACGAAGAGAAACGAACAUGCAAGUUUUCGUCCUGCCUCUUUGCGUCUCUUAUACAGCAGAACCGCAAUGUAACUCAGUCACAGAGCUAUAUUCAAAUAUCUUACGACAACAACAACUACACCGGGCAAAAUGUAUGGAUGGAGAUAGUAGGAGACCCAAAUGAGUUGAUGACACUUACAUGCAGUGGUGGGAAGACAAAAGCAGACGAAGACAUAGUAUUACCAGGUUUAAGGGCAAACGAAACCGAAACUGAGAUUCGGGAGAUGAUGGAGACGGAGCAGAAGGAAUUAGAAGGAAACCUAUCAUCAAGUUCCAACGGAAGCUCUUCUCUACCAGCAUAUGUACUGAAACCUAAUCCAGGACUGAUGCACACGACAUUCUAUGUUACAAUAUUAUUCGGGUUGGUGGGUAUUGCAGCCGUAUGUGCUACUACUACUAUGUACUACUGGAAGAAACGACAACAGCGAUUCAACGACUCCUCUGAGCCAUUGUCAACAUUUCUAUACUCAAGGCUUCGCAGAAGCAAACCAGAUGACAGGCUGCAGUUCCUGGAAUUAGAAGAACAAUAAUCGAGGAUGACGAAAGAAAAUGUCCACCGAGGCUGCCCGUGAAGAGAGAACGCGUCAUGUUGAUUGAAUUAAAACAGUUUAUUGAAUGUUAAAAAUGUUGCUAAACCAAAUGUUGCGUCUGGCUUGCCAACAACUUUGAACAUGAUUAAGAACAUGAAUUCGCUAGUUACACAAACAACGGUAUCGGAAUAAAACACGAAAAAAAGAAGAAGAAUCAUUGUGUCUUGAGCCAUGACUCAAAUUGUUUAGGUUGCCUCAAUUUUACUGGUAGAUCCAAAAUAGUUGUUUUUCUUCUUCUUUUUUCUUUUAUCGCGGUGUGUUCAGAUUUGAAUCUCAAAUUGCCAAGAUGGUUUCCAGAAAACUAAUUUUUUUUAAAGGGACUGUUCAGAGUUUGCUGCCAUUGUUAAUAUAUUUCCGAUUAACACAACGCAUUUAACCUCUAAAACUAUCUUGACAUUGUCAUAUUGAUCUGGGGGCAAUAUACCCUAAAUGACACAAAACCACCAUAAAACCCUAGUUCACGGUAAGGUCAUAUUUUCAUAUCUGGCAACCUGACUAAGGAGCGGUCUAGCACUGAAACAUACACAGUGACGUAACAAAAUACCGUCCGUCUAUAGAUAUAGGCUAUAGCCAGUCUGUUUUUAGUUUUCUAAACAUGUUUUGCAUAUAUAAUUUUUGGUUGUGUCAACGUAGGAAAAAAAGGUAAACAGUUUUGGUAAAAAGAGAGAAAAAAUCCAUUUUGUUCAGUGAAAUUAAAUAAAAUUCUAUUUAAAAACAAAUAUAUGGUUGAAGGAGACUGUUGUACUAUGUUAGUCCAAAAAUGGACGGCAAUUACGGGACUGUCAUUUUGGCUUCGUAUUCAAUAAAAUAUCACAUAUCUUAGAAGAAAAAAAAAUACAACUAAAAUUACGUAUUAAAUACAUUUUCCUCUCUAGAAUGCCCGUGUCUGUAUAUUCAAUGUUUUUCUUAUCAUUCUAUUGUUUGCAGCAGUUCAAACCCAUAUUGAAUAUACAAAGAUUGAUGGUCUAAACAAGAAAAUGUAUUUGAUCUGUAAUUGUAUUUGCUAAAACGUCUCUAUUAAUCGGAAACAUAUUACAAUCGCAGCAAGCUCGGAACAUUUUCUUUAAACAAUGGAAAUAAUAAACUGAGAGUUCUCAGCCGCCCAGGCUCGUAUUUUAAGCAUUAUAUCAUUAUGUUACAAAUGAAUGUAGUUAAUAUAUUUUGUUAUUUGAGGUAAAAUGGAGUAUAAGUUAUUUUCGAGAUAACAAUAAAUGAAACAAUUUUAAAAUGAACAUUCAGACAUUAUACAUUAUGUAAUAUAAACCAAUAUAUGUUGUAUUUUUAAAAAAAAUAUUUUUAAAUAUGAUGUAAAAUGAAAUUGUUUAUGAUUUCAUUAAAUAAAUGUUUUGUACUCAAAAGUGUACGACAUGGUGAUUCAGAGAUGAGUUCGUUAUAUGUGUUACAAGUCUGCCUAGUUCACCCUGUAGAUGCAGUAGAGAAUAGUCGGCCAGGAGACCGAGACGUUCGCAUGGUCGCUCAGAAUAUAAUAAUCUUAGAAUGAGGUAGAUGCCAGAGAAUGAAAAGAUGUGUGUGUGUGUGUGUGUGUGUGUGUGUGUGUAUGUGUGUGUGUGUGUGUAAUCUUCAGUGUUGUACGUAUGAUAUAUCUGCCUGCCGCCCCUACCUCGCUUGCGACGCCUAUUAAUGAGGCCCAUUCCUUCAGGGAAUAAGCAAGAGUAGAAUAAAUAAGUAUAGUUUAGACUGCCCAUCAAAAAUAGUGAGUCGAAUAAUUUUAAUUUAAUUAUGAAUAUUAAUUUGCAGAUUUAGUUUUAGCCGACACCAUCAAAAUUUCUCCCCAUUUCCCCCAUUAUAAAAACCUUAUAGUAAAUUACUUUCUGUUCGAUGCUCAUCCACUGGUCAUGGCAGAGACUGAUCAUCGGAUGGGUGUGUCUGAACCAUUGUUUGAACAGAGACACCUUAAUAACAUUACCUAACCUAAUGGGGGCCCAUAAAUCCAUCACCCUUUUAAAAGUAAAAACAAAAUAAACAUGCUAGCCUCUGGGUCCGAUUUUACUCUACGUAAUUUGUUCUAUAUUUUGAUCAUGUAAAGGGGAAUUAUUUAACUAUUGAAUUUUUAUAUUGAUGUUGAUUAUCACUUACUGUUUUGCAUUUACCAUAGUUUGACACCCAAUAACCGAUGUAUUUUUCGUGCUGGGGUGUGGUUAAACAUCUAUUCUAUUCUAUUCUAUUCUAUUCUAUUCUAAAGAGGAAAAACAAGAACAUUCAAACUGUUUGGGGGUCUUCUGUUUCGACCGUUCUUACCUGUCAAGUUUUUAUUUUGUUCAGUAUAAUAUUAGUAACAU